Molecule: messenger RNA, 2545 nt
Organism: Myxocyprinus asiaticus (Chinese sucker)
Lineage: Eukaryota; Metazoa; Chordata; Actinopteri; Cypriniformes; Catostomidae
Product: regulator of G-protein signaling 18-like
Exons: 6
Coding region: 271-1281 (336 amino acids)
Source: RefSeq, a predicted model, not a curated record
UCAUUCAAGAGUCAAAUCAAACGGACAAGUAAGACGUGAUUUUUGACGGCCACACGAAGACAGUAUACAGUUGAUUCGUUUCGGGUCGAAUCGAAUCGCUCCGAAUAUCUCCGUGUGUAAACUGACUCCACUUUACAGACGAACCUGCUCCGAAGUGUUCGGGUUUAAGACCUGUUGGAUCUGUCAUGAAGAGGCGAGCAAAGGAAUUAUAAGAAGCCGUCUGGCAUUCUCUCUAUCUUUCUUUCCUUCUUUUUCUUAAAAUUCAGCAUAAUGCUACGUAAGUUCAGUUCAGAGGGUGCAUUGUUGGAUCUGGACUUCUCUCCAUGGAGACAGGGGGACGAAGAUGUGACCCCUGGCAGCUCCGAUGAUGAGAUGAAUGGGGCCUCAGCAUCCUUUCCUUGCACCCCAGAUGCAAAGUCAUGGAGCGCAGGCAAAAGCGGGAAGGGAGAACUUAACAGAGAUCACAGCUUUAGUAUGGAAAACCUUGUUGGCAUGGAGAAGGACUCUGGUUUCUUGAAAAUUACGAGUCUGAAUGACAGCUUUAAAGCUUACAGUGACAGUCAGCUUGCCCCGAAAGCCACUGGCAGCUCUGAGAGUAUGGGAAAGUGUGACAACUCGCCCAACUCUCCAUCAUCCACACUGAAAUCUGGUAAUUUGUCCAUUUCUCCAAGACCUUCUCUUUUUCACCGACAACAAGCUCGGGCCAAAUUAACAGCUGCUAAAUUACACCUAAAAAGUUUGUUUGGACAGGGUUCACCACAGUCCUCGAAUUCAAAUCUAACCAGUGCAGAGCACAGAGAGACUGUAAGCAGUGCUAAAGAGAGGCGCUCUCGAAUGCCUAUCCUGAGGCAGUGGAGUCAGGUGGGCCAUAGCAAAGCUCAACUCAGCAGAAAAGAGAUGGAAAGUUGGGCCAAGUCCCUCGAUGCUUUGCUGGACAGCAGAGUGGGAGUUACAGUCUUUGAAGCUUUCCUGCGAUCUGAGUUCAGUGAUGAAAACCUGCAGUUCUACCUGGCCUGUGAGCAGUACAGACAAUCGUCCAAUAAAUUCAGCCUGCAGAGGCGGGCAAAAGCAAUUACUGAGACGUACAUCCAGCCUGGUGCUCCCAGAGAGGUAAAUCUGGACAGUAAGACAAGAGAACUAACCAUAGAGCUCCUAAAAGCCCCAUCACACACCUCCCUGUCCCAUGCCCAAAAGCGCAUCUAUUGCCUCCUGGAAAUGGACUGUUACCCCCGUUUCCUUCAGUCUGAGAUCUAUCUCACACUCCUGAGGGAUUCAUACUAGGACAAGACUGGGGGGAGUGUCAAACCAGAACAAAAACAGAACUUUUUUGUGAAGGGACGCCUGGGUCAGAGAACUUUAUAUGAAAAAGUAAUCUUAACUACUGAAAUACAUUUUGGUUUAAUAGCCUAUUGAAAUAAACGGAGAAAAAGGGAAUAGAUUUUGGAGGGUGUUGCGACUGUCUUGAACUUGAAUUUAUAACGGUUUUAAGGGUUAUGCAAUAGGGAGGAAGGUGCUAAUUCUCAAGUAUUGUACAUUGUGUAGGUUCAUUUUGAGCUAGUCUUAGUUUCAAGACAAAGAUCCUCAUGGACCGAUAAGCAGGGACUUAAUGGUAUGUUGACAGGCAACAAAGUGAAAAACACGUUGGGCAAGAAUGGGCCAAAGCACUCUGGGUUAAACCAGGGUCAAACAUUUUACGCAUGGUUAUAAGAAAGUAAAUAAUGACUUAUUCUUAGAAUAUAAUUUACCUGACUUCUGUUUUGUAUCCAUAGAGUGGAUUAAAGGUGAAAAAAAAACAACUUCUGCAUUCAAAGAAAGUUAAAGAUAUUUUAACAUUAAGUCUAAAUAAAAUCUUACCAAGAUGUAUAUAACCAUCAGAAUAUACAGCCAUUCAUUUUGUGAUAGACAAUGUAUAUUUAACGCAAGUAAUAUAAGUGAAAGUUAAAACUUGCUCUUAGUUUUUACAGAUGGACAGUUUAUUUGUUUUGUCAGUGGGUUUAAGCCCCUGUACAUUAGGUUUGUGAUGCCACUUUUUAGAUUACAGAUUACACAUUUAUUGUAACUGUGUAUGUCAUUGAAAUUGUUUAUUGCAAUGGAAUGAAAAUGAUGUUACCAUAGAGUCUGAAAUCAAACUUCUGUCACUGAAUUUGUGUUUUUCGGUGUACUUAAAUAGUAUAAACUAUUGUUACUUUUUUGAAAGGGUAUAGAUACUGCUUUUGAGCAAGCUCACUGGAAUAGCUAGUUACCGCCGCUAAUAUAUUUUCAGUUUCAGAUUGAAGAGAUGAGUUGUGCUGUACAUCUUGGUAUUCCCUUAGAGGGUUAUAAUGGAUGUUGAUGUCAGGGUAAAUCUCACAAAACAAAAUCAAAAUCAAAAGAAAUAAGGUAUUUGUCUUAAAGAAAAAUGCAAAAAGAAAUGUAAGUCUUAUUACUGUAAUGUGGAAAAACAAUUAAAGGGAUAUUUCACCCAAAAAUGAAAAUUCUCUCAUUAUUUAUUCAUCCUCAUGUCAUCCCAGAUGUGUAUGACUUUCUUUCUUCAGCAGAACACAAA